AUGAACCGGGAGAAUCCACCGCCACAAACGGUCCGGAAAAGGGCAGACAUCCUGGUGGACAUCGCCGAACUGUACUGGAGGAGCACGCCCGCGCUGGGAGCGAAGUACCAUCGAGUCUGUGCUAGUCCUCCUGGGACCUUGGUCUAUUACACCUCGGACUCUCUGUGGGAGCGGUGCUGGCGCUUGGGGCCUGGGUGUGGGCCAGAGGUCCCGACCUACCGCUGGGGCUGUUUCAGUUUGUUUGAUUUCCUUCACUGCAUCAGCAUAUGA
This is a messenger RNA of Knipowitschia caucasica, 270 nucleotides long. The record is from the annotation of a GenBank genome assembly. Lineage: Eukaryota; Metazoa; Chordata; Actinopteri; Gobiiformes; Gobiidae.